UCACGCGAGGUUUCUAAUGAUUUGACUAAAUGCCACGUCUGAGAAUGAAUAGACACCUUUGAGACCCUUUGCUCUGUUUGGAAGAAUUUGUUUGAUUAACGAUCAUCGCUGCAUAAUUACAGCAGACACGUGAGAUGAUGGCCCAUGGACGUCUGCUAGCGUUAACACUGUUCUCGGGAGCAGUGCUGUUGCUAGCCGCCCAGCUAACUGUUGCUCAUAGCCACUCUCAUGACCACCAUGGGCAUGCACACGACCACCAUGGGCAUGCACACGACCACCAUGGGCAUGCACACGACCACCAUGGGCAUGCACACGACCACCAUGGGCAUGCACACUCACACGGGGGCGGUGGUUCCGAUGGUCACUCCCAUGGCAGUCAGAAACUGCACCAGGGGGCGAGCAAGUGGAGUGCUGAGGCCAACCUGCCCCCAGCGGAGGAGUCUCACCACGGUCACGCACAUGACCAUGGACAUAAGCAUGAGGAGAGUGGACACGGGCACACCCACGGAGGAGAGAGGGUGAUAAGGGAGGCAGAAGGAGAGAAGAGGGACAUAGUGGAGCUCUGGAUGCAGGCCAUCGGUGCCACCCUGCUGAUCAGUGCUGCUCCCUUCUUCAUCCUCUUCCUGAUCCCAGUCGAGUCCAAUACAGACCAGCACAAGAACCUCCUGAAGGUGCUGCUGAGCUUUGCCUCUGGUGGCCUGCUGGGAGAUGCCUUCCUACACCUCAUCCCUCACGCCCUGGUGCCUCACUCUCACCAUGGAGACGAGGGACACGGCCACUCGCAUGACAGUGAAGAAUCACAGGAUCAUGGCCACUCGCAUGGUGCCGCCCAUGGUCACAUGAUGUCAGUAGGGCUGUGGGUCCUCGGAGGAAUUGUGGCCUUCCUGGUGGUGGAAAAAUUUGUUCGCUUCCUGAAGGAAGGAAAUGGACAUGGACACACUCACGCUGCUCCAAAGGCAAAGGAGAGUGACGGGGAGGAAGAAAAUAAGGAGGGUGAGAAAGAUGGAAAAGAAAGCAAAGAUGAGAAGACUCCAAAAGGAGUGGAGGAGAAAACUACAGAUAUCAAGGUAUCGGGCUACCUGAACCUGGCUGCUGACUUCACACACAAUUUCACUGACGGGUUGGCCAUCGGGGCAUCGUUCCUGGUGGGCCCAGCAGUAGGCACAGUCACCACUCUUACCAUCCUGCUGCACGAGGUGCCCCACGAGAUUGGCGACUUUGCCAUCCUGGUCCAGUCUGGCUGCACCAAGAAGAAGGCUAUGUGUCUACAGCUCCUGACAGCCUUGGGGGCUCUUGCCGGCACAGCCUGCUCCCUAUUGGCUGAGGGGGUGGGCGCGGCCGCCACAGCCUGGAUCUUGCCAUUCACUGCAGGUGGCUUUGUGUACAUCGCCACGGUGACGGUCCUGCCUGAGCUGCUGGUUGGGCGCUCUAGUCUGGGCCAAUCGGUGAUGGAGAUCCUGGCGAUGCUGGUUGGAAUUUACAUGAUGGUGCUAAUCGCAGAGUACGAGUGAGAGAUUGAGUCGUCAAUAAGAGAGGGUGGUAGCGCUUAAGGAGAUGGAGGUAUUUGGAGAGGGGAGGAGGAGAGACUGGACCAGAGAGAUGGAUUUAUAUCAUUGUUGUGAUUGGAAGGAAAGACUGAUGAAGUUUAAAGGAGAGCGGGAGAGAGGUGAGAAGAGACCGACAAAGAGCUUUCACAGGACUGGACUAUUUGUUCCAAAGAGGACCUGAAUAGGGAGUUGCAUUUCAACACCAACCAACUGGAGGAUUAUGACUAACAAGUUCUGAACUGUACAAAGUCCUCAUCAGCAGGACUGUCCCCGUGUCGAAGUCCGAUAGGUCAUCAAACCGAGACUUAGAAAAGCAAGGCAGAUGACUCGGAGUUGUAGUCCAUUAUAAUUGCACAGUUCAUUCCCUUUCUAGUCACAAAAUGGCAACCCAAAACCAUGUACUUUUAAGUUGCCGUUUAACCAUUGAAUCUGUCCAUUUGGUUAACUAAAAAUCAAGAAUGGCCUCUACACACAAAUAUUUGUAAUGUUUAUUUUACCUUUAAUUGUACUGGCAGAGAUCACAGAUUGAACACAAUAGAACUAGACAGUUAAGCGAUUAGGGCAUUUUCCAAGAUUUUUUAGGAUCAGAGUAUAUUAGUAUAUAACUGGAACAUUCCAAUUAAAUGAAAAGAGCACUACAGUGUAACGUAUAGUCCAUUUAACCAGGUCCCCAAAUAGCAGCCAUCUUGGAUACUUGACAUCGAUGAGGGCAGAAGUGUCCUGAAAUGUCAUCUGUUUCCUGAAUAGGACUUAUUGGGAAAGAUUAAGCUGUUUUAGAUGUCUACGUUACACAGCAGUUACUGACCAUUUAGCUAGGGAGAUAUACUUGUUAAAAGGUUUUCAUACCUUUUAUAUUGUGGAAGUACAGUAAUAUGUAUUUAGGGUGGGCUAUCCAUGUGGAAACUUAACCGAUUAUCCAGAGUGACAGGAUUCGGGGGAAGUAGACACUGUCCUUCAAAACCUAAUUUCUUCAACCCAACUUCAUUGUAAUGUCUUGACCAAGUGAUGUUUGCCCUUAUUUUGAACAACUGAAUGAUGAACCCUCUUCCAUUUUUGUUUAGUGUUUAUAAGCCACUGCUGCAGCAAGUUUUGUUGAAUUGUAACAUUUAUUCUUUUAGCGGAUUCACACAUUCUCUUGCGUACUGUACUCCAACCUGCACUGAGUGCGUUUGCUCUCCCUCCGCUCUUGACGAAUACAGAAGGCCUUGUCUCAUUAAGGCAAUCAAUGCUGUAGCUGUUAUGCGUUUAGAAAGAACUCCCUCACCCUGGACCAUUCUGUGUGUACACGACUGCAUCUCUGGACUGAUUCCAUGCCCCUAUCCACAGGACCUGGUUGACUUUCUUGUGGGUCUGAAACUGUAUUGGCAAUAUUGUAUAGUAAGCUGCUUUACCUAGGUAUCUGUGAUACGUAUGUUUUCAUCGAUUGUAUACCUUGCAUCAAAAGUCUUAUCGGAUGCUUCAGGUAGUCAACAUUUGCCUAUAGAUGGGUGCAAUGGCUUGAUUUGGAAUCACACUAUUUAAUCAGAGGGACCAAGUAAAGGACUAAUGUUAAAGUGGUGGGAUGGGAUAUUUGUUAAGCGUGGGGGUGGAGACUGGUGGAAUUUUUGUUACUUUGUUAUCUUGACUUUUCAUUAAACAAUUUAAGAUUCUCUCA
This is a messenger RNA of Oncorhynchus kisutch (coho salmon), 3201 nucleotides long. RefSeq names its product zinc transporter Slc39a7-like. Lineage: Eukaryota; Metazoa; Chordata; Actinopteri; Salmoniformes; Salmonidae. Gene Ontology annotation, molecular function: zinc ion transmembrane transporter activity. The record is from RefSeq and is a predicted model, not a curated record. Gene Ontology annotation, biological process: intracellular zinc ion homeostasis; zinc ion transmembrane transport. Gene Ontology annotation, cellular component: membrane. The transcript is spliced from 8 exons. Bases 135 to 1511 code for a protein of 458 amino acids.